Prorocentrum cordatum is the source of this 848-nucleotide messenger RNA. The record is from the annotation of a GenBank genome assembly. Lineage: Eukaryota; Dinophyceae; Prorocentrales; Prorocentraceae.
GCCCCUUGCUCGGAGCAGCACCUGGCGAGUGCCCCUCGCGGCGGGCGCGGCUCGGCGACCGGCGGGCCUCCGACUGCCCAGUCACCCACGCAGGCGACGCCGGGCCGGCUCUGGCAGCCCUCCGCCGGCGAGGCCGGCGCCCGCCACCCGCUCCGAGGCGCUCAGCCGGCCUCGGCCCCGGCGCCCGCGCCGCUCCCCGACAGCAUCCCGUCGAGCUCCUCGGCGCGGAGCUCCCAGAGGGCGCAGGAGACGAGCCGGAGGCCGUCGAAGGCGAAGCGGCCGCCGAGGCGCCUGCCCUCGAGGAAGGGCGGGUACCAGACGGCGUCGUCCACGGGCAUGCGGUGGUACGGGAUCGCGUCCCGCGGCGCCCAGAAGGGCUCCCAGUCCGCGGUGCCUCGCAGGGUCGGCGCGGGCCCGGGCGGCACCUCCGCGUAGACCACCCAUCCUCGGCGACCUCCCCGGGGCGGUCCGCCUCCAGGAACUCCAGCACGGCCCGGCGCUCCAGGCGCCCCCAGUCCAGCGCGAGCCCGUGCCUGGCCGCGGCCCCGAGGAGGCCCCCGCGUCCGUGCACGCCGAGCAGCAGGCGCGCCACGCCCCCCGGCUCUUCGCUCGGGGCUGCCAGCAGCAGCCCUGUGCCGUCGGCACCCGCCGCCUCGGCGGGGGCCCGGCGGUCAGCCUCGCCGCCGCGGCCAGGAGCGAGCAGGGCGCCAGCACGGCGCUCCGCGCUGCAGAGGCUGCCAGCCUGCACGGCGGCGACCGGUGCAACAGGGCCGCGCUCCGGGCGUGGAGCAUAUGGCGGCGCGCAGAAGCGGGUGUGGGGAGGCGGAGGAGGAGGAGGAGGAGGAGGA